Cavia porcellus (domestic guinea pig) is the source of this 2431-nucleotide messenger RNA. RefSeq names its product 2-acylglycerol O-acyltransferase 2-like. Gene Ontology annotation, biological process: diacylglycerol biosynthetic process; triglyceride biosynthetic process. Bases 5 to 1009 code for a protein of 334 amino acids. Gene Ontology annotation, cellular component: endoplasmic reticulum membrane. The record is from RefSeq and is a predicted model, not a curated record. Gene Ontology annotation, molecular function: diacylglycerol O-acyltransferase activity; 2-acylglycerol O-acyltransferase activity. NCBI's taxonomy places the organism in Eukaryota, Metazoa, Chordata, Mammalia, Rodentia, Caviidae. The transcript has 6 exons.
CAGCAUGGUGGAGUUUGUGCCUCUGUUAGUGCCUUGGGAGCGCUGGCUACAAAAUCUUGCCGUCCUUUUCUGGCUCUCAUGCUAUUUGCUCCUGGGCCUGACCUCCCUCGGGGUCUUUGUAGGCCUCCUGUUCACUAGGUUCUGGCUCUUGACUGUGCUGUACGCCUUCUGGUGGUUCCUGGACCGAGACACGCCGUGGCAGGGGAGCGGGCACAGAGAGAGCUACAGGCGCUUUGUCGUAUGGAAUUACAUAAGAGACUAUUUCCCAAUCUCGCUGAUCAAGACUGCUGAGCUGGACCCCUCCUGGAACUACAUUGCCAGCUUCCACCCCCAUGGAGUCUUGGCGGUUGGAACCUUAGUCAACUUGUGCACUGAGAGCACAGGCUUCUCCUCGCUUUUCCCUGGCAUCAAAACCCAUCUGAUGGCGAUGAACAUUCUUUUCCAUUUCCCAGUCUUCCGAGAUUGCAUCUUGGCCUUGGGGGCAGUCUCUACAGACAAGGAGAGUGCUGCUCACAUUUUGACCAGGAAGGGCAAUGGGAACCUGCUGGCCAUCGUCGUCGGGGGAGCUAAGGAAGCACUGGAGGCCAGGCCUGGAUCCUACAGGCUGAUACUGAAGAAACGCAAGGGCUUCAUCAGGCUUGCCCUGACCCACGGAGCAGCCCUGGUGCCAGCCUUCUGCUUUGGGGAGAAUGACCUAUUUCAUCAGGUUCAGAACUCUUCUGGCUCCUGGUUGCGCCGUGUCCAGAAUUGGCUGCAGAAGAUCAUGGGCAUCUCCCUCCCACUUUUCUAUGGCCGUGGUAUCUUCUGGUACAGCUUUGGGUGGAUGCCUCACCGUCACCCUGUCACCACCAUAGUGGGGAAGCCCAUCGAGGUGCAGAAGACGCUGCAGCCUACAGAAGAGGAGGUGAACCGGUUACACCAGCACUACAUGGAGGAGCUGUGCAGCCUCUUUGAGGCCCACAAACUCAAGUUCAACAUUCCUGCUGAGCAACACUUGGAGUUCUGCUGAGCGCUUCCAGCCAGAGGAAGGAUUACCACAAGGUCAGGGCCAGCUGUUCAGUGCCCAGGAGGUGGAGCACAGACUUCUGCCAAUCCAACCACAUCUGUAGGCAUGAAGGAGAAGACCAGACUUUGCCAGCUCUGGUUUGCAGCCUUGCACCAAAGGGGACUGCAAGUUUCCCCCAGUGCAGUGUGAAAGGCUUGAGAAGGGAUGAUUUGUGAGACCUCCAUCCUCUGUUGUCAUGUCACUCCAAGAGUAUAAAAAGUAUAAAAGCAGAAGAAGAGAGCAAUGACGUUUUUCUUCUUCUACCUCUAAAUGAUAACACAAAGGAAACCACCAGCCAGUCCUUUCCCUUUCAUGGCCCCUUAUCAGCACCCUGAAUGGCCCUUCCUUCCCAGAGUGGAAAGUGAGGGAGAAACCAGUAAUUCCUGCACUCAUCCUGAACACCUUUGUGUUUCUGGGUCCUCUGAGCUCUGAAGGGGAUGUGACUCUAGUCAGACUUCAUUCUCCCUCGCCUCAGUUUACCCAACUGACCUAGGUGAACUCAGAGUCUCACUUCUGACAUCACACAAGCCAAGGGCUCCAUGAGGGCACCUCUUACUCAUCUUUGGUGACUCCAACCCCAGAUCUGGGCACAACUGGAAGGCUCUGUAAACGCUAGUUCAAUGAGUGAAAGGAUUCCAUUUUAGUUCCCUUCUUUCUUAACCACCCCAACAAGUUGGCUGGCAGAAUCCUGAGCUCUGACCUCAAGCCUGGAACUAUGACCCUAAUUCACCUUCCCCAAGGCUGGCUCAGAUUGACCUGAAGAAAUCAUGUUGAUCUGUUCCUUCCUGAUACAUCACCCUAAGAUUUAGGCCAGCACAGAGAACAAGAAAUGAGUGUGAGGUGUGUAUGAGGUGCAUGACACUCUGAUAAGAAGAGUUCUGGGUUCCUGAGUCAGGAACAUGUGUGAGUGGUGCAGGAGGAGGCUGGCUGCUUACCUCACCCUCCUUUUGUCUUGGUCACAUUUUUCAUUGCCUGGCCAAAAUACCUGAUACGCACAACUUCGAGGAGGAAAGGUUUAUUUUGGCUCAUAGUUUGUAAGGGUUUCAGCCUAUAGUUAGCUGGCACCAAAAGAAAGUCCAUAUUAGCUGGCUCUAAAAGCAAGGCAGAGGCAUGACUCAGGGAACAUAUUCAUGCCAUGGUGGACAGGCAGCAAAGCAAGUCAAAAGAAAAGCCAGGAGAUAAGUCCAGGCUAUGCCCCCCAGUGACCCACCUCUUUUAAGCAGACCCCACCUGGACCAAAACAGAGUCUUGUCAGGGCUGUCCUUGGCCCAGUUGACCCUGCAGGGCCAGAAGCCCAGGAUGUGCACACUCCAACCUGUACAGUCCACAUUGCAUAAAAAAGUGAGGUCUGUGGCUAUAGGUAGCUCCUGGCACAAAGCACAGGUC